Drosophila melanogaster (fruit fly) is the source of this 597-nucleotide messenger RNA. RefSeq names its product Odorant-binding protein 46a (gene Obp46a). Gene Ontology annotation, cellular component: extracellular region. The transcript is spliced from 4 exons. Bases 1 to 597 code for a protein of 198 amino acids. NCBI's taxonomy places the organism in Eukaryota, Metazoa, Arthropoda, Insecta, Diptera, Drosophilidae. The record is from RefSeq and is marked reviewed.
AUGUGCUCCCAACUGUUCGCAUUUCUGCUCCUCCUUUUGACCGCUUUUGUGACGGGUAGAAGUACUCCACCGGCGUUGGAUGAAGACUGUGAACUGAAUUCUGUAGAUACAAUGCAUGAUUUCUGCUGCGACCUGCACGACGAGAGUCCCCAGUUUAGCGACUGCCAGAUGGAGUGGCACGAAAAGAUUCCAUACGAGACGGAUGAAGAGGAGCAGACGUACAUGUUUUGCACCGCAGAGUGCAGUUUCAACAGUACGAACUUCUUGGGCAGGGACCGCCGUUCACUGAAUCUCAAUGAGGUAAAGGAGCACUUGGAAAGCGACCUGGUCAACGAUGCGGACAUUAAGCUUCUCUAUGACACCUAUGUCAAGUGCGACAAGCAUGCGCUCUCACUGAUGCCGCACAAAGGUGUGAAGCAGCUAUCCAAACGUCUUUCGCGUCUUGGCUGUCAUCCGUAUCCCGGACUGGUCCUCGAGUGCGUGGCCAACGAGAUGAUCCUGCACUGUCCCACCAAGCGCUUCCGUCAAACAGCCCAGUGCGAAGAGACACGCAAUCAUUUGAAGCAAUGUAUGCAGUAUCUAAAGUACAAGUCCUAG